AUGGGUAGCAGAGAUUUCGUGGUUGUGAAGGGUAAGCAAGAUGGGUUUUCCCCUGGUUCUGAGUUGCGGAUUCAAUGGAGUCUCCCAGAGGGUGCUUUCCCUGGCGGAGGCCUUUUUGCCAGCGUUGGCCAAAUGGGCAAUAUGGGUUUUGGCAUGUCACCCAAUUCCCCGGAUUCUCGAGACAACAAUGGCGGAUUCAAGCUUCCUUACACAGAUUUGUACGUGAAGUACGUGUCUUCGCCGGAGGGGUUUCGAAUUGUCGGUGUUCCAGAUGGGACUGAAGAGGAGGGCCUGAAGAGGAAGAAGAAGAAUGGGCUGAGACUAAAAAAUUAA
Messenger RNA from Thlaspi arvense, 333 nucleotides. The record is from the annotation of a GenBank genome assembly. NCBI's taxonomy places the organism in Eukaryota, Viridiplantae, Streptophyta, Magnoliopsida, Brassicales, Brassicaceae.